Haliotis rufescens (red abalone) is the source of this 1475-nucleotide messenger RNA. RefSeq lists its product as uncharacterized. The transcript is spliced from 20 exons. NCBI's taxonomy places the organism in Eukaryota, Metazoa, Mollusca, Gastropoda, Lepetellida, Haliotidae. Bases 24 to 1373 code for a protein of 449 amino acids. The record is from RefSeq and is a predicted model, not a curated record.
ACCGUUCAUACUCACAGUGCAAAAUGAUCGUACAGGUGAUGCUCUCCGUUCUCCUGGUGUCAGUCACUCUGACUGAAGGUAGAGGCAUUCGAGGAAGAAGCCUUAGGGAAGCUUUUGAAGAGUCUGCCUCUGAAUUAUCCUCUGGUUCCUCUUCCUCAUCAUCCUCGGAGUCAACAGAAGAAGUGAAGCGUGAUCUUGAAGAAUCGUCUUCGGAAUCCUCCUCUGGGUCAUCUUCUUCAUCCUCCUCAGAAUCGACAGAAGAAGGUAAGAGCAAUGAUGAAGAAUCUUCCUCUGAAUCAUCCUCUGGUUCCUCUUCCUCAUCAUCCUCGGAGUCAACAGAAGAAGUGAAGCGUGAUACUGAAGAAUCGUCUUCGGAAUCCUCCUCUGGGUCAUCUUCGUCGUCAUCCUCAGAAUCGACAGAAGAAGAAUCGUCUUCGGAAUCCUCCUCUGGGUCAUCUUCUUCUUCAUCCUCCUCAGAAUCGACAGAAGAAGGUAAGAGCAAUGAUGAAGAAUCUUCCUCUGAAUCAUCCUCUGGUUCCUCUUCCUCAUCAUCCUCGGAGUCAACAGAAGAAGUGAAGCGUGAUACUGAAGAAUCGUCUUCGGAAUCCUCCUCUGGGUCAUCUUCGUCGUCAUCCUCAGAAUCGACAGAAGAAGAAUCGUCUUCGGAAUCCUCCUCUGGGUCAUCUUCUUCAUCCUCCUCAGAAUCGACAGAAGAAGAAUCUUCCUCUGAAUCAUCCUCUGGUUCCUCUUCCUCAUCAGCCUCGGAGUCAACAGAAGAAGUGAAGCGUGAUACUGAAGAAUCGUCUUCGGAAUCCUCCUCUGGGUCAUCUUCUUCAUCCUCCUCAGAAUCGGCAGAAGAAGGUAAGAGCAAUGAUGAAGAAUCUUCCUCUGAAUCAUCCUCUGGUUCCUCUUCCUCAUCAUCCUCGGAGUCAACAGAAGAAGUGAAGCGUGAUACUGAAGAAUCGUCUUCGGAAUCCUCCUCUGGGUCAUCUUCGUCGUCAUCAUCAGAAUCGACAGAAGAAAUAUCGUCUUCGGAAUCCUCCUCUGGGUCAUCUUCUUCAUCCUCCUCAGAAUCGACAGAAGAAGAAUCUUCCUCUGAAUCAUCCUCUGGUUCCUCUUCCUCAUCAUCCUCGGAGUCAACAGAAGAAGUGAAACGUGAUACUGAAGAAUCAUCCUCUGAAUCAUCGGAAUCGACAGAAGAAAGCGAGAGCAACGAUGAGGAAUCAUCAUCGGAAUCAUCCGAGUCGACAGAAGAAAGUGAGAGCAGCGAUGAAGAAUCAUCUUCUGAAUCAUCCUCUGGGUCAUCUUCAUCUUCGUCAUCCUCCUCAGAAUCCUCGGAAGAAAAUGAGAACGAAGAAGCGAAAUUUGCAUAGAGGAUGGAACACUGCUUGGAAACCUGCCUUUAUCAACUGUGCAGAAAUAUCGACCGAUAGCAUUUCAAUUGUAUGUUUUAUAGAAUAAAAAGUUCGUGACAA